AUGUCGCCCACACCGAGCAGAAGCCCCAACCCGUCCCCAGAGCCAUCUCCCGAUGCGCCUGUACAGCCCGUCGAAGGCACUGCAGACGUCGCGGAGGAGCCAGCGGCCUCCACCUCCGCCUCUGCCGCGUCUUCUGUUCUCCAGGACACACCCGCCUCGGGUGCAUCGACACCAGAACCCACAGCAGACGGCGCCUCCGCCUCCGCAGCUGCCUCUGCUGUGGCGUCCGCAGGCGACUGGCAAGCCAUCUGGUCGCCGCAAUACAACGCCUACUACUUCUUCAACAGCAAGACGCAACAAACGACCUGGGAGAACCCUCUCCAGCCCUCUACCCCAUCGGACCCCUCCUCUUCCACCAGCACUGCCACCACCACCACCACCACCCCCGUCGACCCUUCAUCCUCUACGAGUCCCGCUUCUGCGCCGAUAACGCCCGCGCCUGCCGUAGCAUCGCUCUACGCGCUGCAAGAAGCCGCUGCGGCCCAGGGCAUCGACCCGUCCCUGGCGUACCUCGACCCGUCACUCGCAGGGCCCUCGGGCAGCGCCCCCGGCGGGUCCUUCGUCGCAAAGUUCAACGCGCGCACGGGCGCGUUUGCGCGCGCGGACGCCCGUGCGCCGGCGCACCUGAGCGAGUACGAGCGCGCGAAGCGCAUGAGCGAGGUCUACUUCGACGUCGGCGCGUGGGAGCAAGAGGUCGAGCAGCGCAAGCAGGCGGAGGAGGAGGAGGGCGGGCGCAAGCGCAAGCGCCCGAGCAAGAAGGAUCUUGAACGGUUCAAAGAGCAGAAGAAACAGAAGAAGAUCGCCAAGACGGCAUGGCUACGUACAUAG
This is a messenger RNA of Heterobasidion irregulare TC 32-1, 828 nucleotides long. RefSeq lists its product as uncharacterized. The transcript has 2 exons. The record is from RefSeq and is a predicted model, not a curated record. NCBI's taxonomy places the organism in Eukaryota, Fungi, Basidiomycota, Agaricomycetes, Russulales, Bondarzewiaceae. The coding region runs from base 1 to 828 and encodes 275 amino acids. Gene Ontology annotation, molecular function: protein binding.